AUGGCUGUAAUGGGAAAAACCAUAAUGGUUUUAACAUUAACCGGCAGGGUUUUGCACGAUGCUGUGAGCUUCAUUGUCUUCUCUUUUCUGGACAUCCUUGAUCUCAUUCUAUGUUUUGCAUUCAAAGCUGUAGAUUUCGUCAUUGAAGCAGAAUGGAAACCUUGUUAUUGUACCUCAGCUAAAGAAGCCAUCACUAGUAGUGGCAAGAUCUUGGUCUCUGAACAAGGUGAGUCCAAGAUUGUUUGUCUUACUUCUACUAAGUUAGGGUUAGAAGAGAUCUCAGACACACUUUACACUCGUCCUUCAUUGGUGUCUGAGAUUUCAAAAUCAACGGUUAAUGAGCUCAAGCGAAUCAAGGUGGAGGAUAAGUCUAGUACUGUCACCGUACAAUCAUCCCAGAAGAUCAAGAAAGGAACUAUGAGAUCCACAUUCACUGUUAACUCUACCAUUGUUGCAAUGCUUCAAGGGAAGAUUGGAGGCCAGCACUUACAUCCCAUUUCAAGAUGGUCUGAUUGUGAUUGCAAAUUUUGCACUUCUUGGACCUCUUCUAGCAAAGAAACCCUCUUCGUUAGAGCUGAAGGACCUAAAGAUAAGGCAAAAGAAGAUGUCCUCUUCAUUCAUGGAUUCAUUUCAUCUUCAGCAUUUUGGACAGAAACAUUAUUUCCAAACUUCUCAAAUGCAGCUCAAUCAACCUACCGAUUAUUUGCCAUCGAUCUCUUAGGGUUUGGGAGGAGCCCUAAGCCAGCGGACUCCCUUUACACGCUAAGAGAGCAUCUGGAAAUGAUUGAACAAUCCGUUCUUGAACAAUACAAAGUUAAAUCCUUCCACAUUGUUGCUCAUUCUUUAGGUUGUAUUUUGGCCCUAGCACUUGCCGUAAAACACCCUGGCUCAGUGAAGUCCCUAACCCUCCUUGCACCACCAUAUUACAAAGUACCAAAAGGUGCAUUAGCAGCACAACAUGUGAUGAGACAAGUAGCUCCAAGGCGUGUUUGGCCACUUAUUACGUUUGGUGCAUCAAUUGCGUGCUGGUAUGAGCACAUCACCAGGGCAAUUUGCCUUGUCAUAUGCAAAAAUCAUCGGUUGUGGGAGUUUCUUACCAAACUAGUCACAAGAAACAGGAUCAAGACAUUCUUGAUUGAGGGGUUCUUUUGCCACACCCAUAAUGCUGCAUGGCAUACCCUACACAACAUUAUUUGUGGCACCGGCAGCAAGCUUGAUGGGUACUUGGAUUCAGUCCGUGACCACCUCAAAUGUGAUGUCAACAUCUUCCAUGGGAAAAAUGAUGAACUUAUCCCAGUUGAAUGUAGCUACAAUGUUCAACAAAAAAUUCCUCGUGCUCGAGUUAAGGUGAUCGAUAAUGAAGAUCAUAUUACAAUUGUUGUUCGUAGACAAAAGGCCUUUGCUAGGGAACUUGAAGAAAUUUGGAACAGAUCAAGUGGUUAA
Dovyalis caffra is the source of this 1443-nucleotide messenger RNA. The record is from the annotation of a GenBank genome assembly. Lineage: Eukaryota; Viridiplantae; Streptophyta; Magnoliopsida; Malpighiales; Salicaceae.